Molecule: messenger RNA, 2124 nt
Organism: Sordaria macrospora k-hell
Lineage: Eukaryota; Fungi; Ascomycota; Sordariomycetes; Sordariales; Sordariaceae
Source: RefSeq, a predicted model, not a curated record
AUGACGGUAGACGUGAAUACGCAGUCGCUCGCCACCCCCGGAGGUAUCUCUGACCCGGCCUCAUCAAGUACGCUCGUCAACAAGCUCCAGGAUGUCUUCACCACCGUCGGUGUCAACAACCCCAUCGAUCUCCCCCAAAUAGUAGUCGUCGGCAGUCAGUCCAGCGGAAAGAGUUCAGUACUAGAAAACAUUGUUGGUCGCGACUUUCUUCCCCGUGGUUCCGGCAUCGUGACCCGCCGUCCCCUCGUCCUCCAGCUCAUCAACCGGACAGCCACCCAGAACGGCUUCGGCAAUGAGCUCGACGAUAACACCGACAAGGCCGCCAACACGGACGAGUGGGGCGAGUUCCUUCACAUUCCCGGCCAAAAGUUCUACGACUUCAACAAGAUCCGCGAUGAGAUCAGCAGAGAGACUGAGGCCAAGGUCGGCCGCAACGCCGGCAUCUCGCCCGCUCCCAUCAACCUGAGAAUCUACUCGCCCAACGUCCUCAACCUCACCCUCGUCGAUCUUCCCGGUCUGACAAGAGUGCCCGUGGGCGACCAGCCGCGCGAUAUCGAGAAGCAGAUCAGGGACAUGAUUCUCAAGUAUAUCCAAAAGUCCAACGCCAUCAUCCUUGCCGUUACCGCUGCCAACGUCGAUCUGGCCAACUCGGAUGGCUUGAAGCUGGCUCGUGAGGUGGAUCCCGAAGGUCAGCGCACCAUCGGUGUGCUUACAAAGGUCGAUUUGAUGGACGAAGGAACCGACGUUGUUGAUAUUCUUGCCGGUCGCAUUAUCCCCCUCAGGCUAGGAUACGUGCCCGUGGUGAACCGUGGUCAGAGGGAUAUCGACAACAAGAAGCCCAUCAACGCUUCGCUCGAGGCCGAGAAGAAUUUCUUUGAGAACCACAAGGCGUACCGUAACAAGAGCUCAUACUGCGGCACACCCUACCUCGCCCGGAAGCUCAACCUGAUCCUGAUGAUGCACAUCAAGCAGACCCUGCCCGACAUCAAGGCCCGCAUCUCCAGCUCGCUACAGAAGUACACCCAGGAGCUCGAGUCCUUGGGACCCUCGAUCCUCGGCAACAGCGCGAACAUUGUCCUCAACAUCAUCACCGAGUUCACAAACGAGUGGCGCACUGUCCUUGACGGUAAGAGCACCGAGCUCUCCAGCCAGGAGCUGUCGGGUGGCGCCAGAAUCAGCUUCGUCUUCCACGAGCUGUACUCGAACGGUGUCAAGGCCGUGGACCCCUUCGACCAGGUCAAGGACGCCGAUAUCCGUGUUAUCCUCUACAACUCGUCUGGUCCCUCGCCCGCUCUCUUCGUCGGAACCGCCGCCUUCGAGCUCAUCGUCAAACAGCAGAUCAAGCGUCUCGAGGAGCCCAGUCUCAAGUGCGCGUCGCUCGUGUAUGACGAGCUCGUCCGCAUCCUCACCACCGUGCUCAGCAAGCAACUAUACAGACGCUACCCCGGUCUCAAGGAGAAGAUCCACCAGGUGGUCAUCACCUUCUUCAAGAAGGCCAUGGAGCCCACCAACAAGCUGGUCAAGGACCUGGUCGCCAUGGAGGCGUGCUACAUCAACACGGGCCACCCCGACUUCCUCAACGGCCACAGGGCCAUGGCCAUUGUCAACGAGCGCCACAACGGCUCCAGGCCAGUCCAGGUCGACCCCAAGACGGGCAAGCCGAUUCCGCAGGCCGCUACUCCCGCGCGGGCCGCCAGCCCCACGCUUGCCGGCAGCAACCUUGACGAGGGAGGGUCUAACGGCGGCUUCUUCGGCAGCUUCUUUGCCGCCAAGAACAAGAAGAAGGCGGCGGCCAUGGAGCCGCCCCCACCCUCGCUCAAGGCCUCGGGUGUUUUGUCCGAGAGAGAGAACAUCGAGGUGGAGGUCAUCAAGCUGCUUAUCCAGUCGUACUACAACAUUGUCAAGAGGACCAUGAUUGAUAUGGUUCCCAAGGCUAUCAUGUUGAACCUUGUUCAACUCACAAAGGACGAAAUGCAAAAGGAGCUCCUCGAGAACAUGUACCGCGCCGACGAGCUUGACGACCUCCUCAAGGAGAGCGACUACACGGUCCGCAGGAGGAAGGAGUGCCAACAGAUGGUGGAGUCGCUGUCGAGGGCUAGCGAGAUCGUUAGCCAGGUACAGUAG